Bombina bombina (fire-bellied toad) is the source of this 2055-nucleotide messenger RNA. RefSeq lists its product as uncharacterized. The record is from RefSeq and is a predicted model, not a curated record. NCBI's taxonomy places the organism in Eukaryota, Metazoa, Chordata, Amphibia, Anura, Bombinatoridae.
AUGUACAAAGAGUUAAUGAGGGUGGCUGUUAUUUUCCAAAAUUCUGAUGGUGAACCUCCUCUUGAACGUGACCUUCUUAUUCAUUGCCCAAUCUACAGAUCAAACAAAAAAACAGAAAGAAUAAGUGUCUUAGAUCCUAAUCUUGAACCAUUGCUGUAUCCUUUGUUGUUUCCAUAUGGGGACCAAAGUUGGGGUUCCAACAUUGCUCUUAACUACAGGCCAACAUCAAUUAGUGAUGUACAAAGAAGAGUAACCACCAAUCCAAGGAUAAGAGUUAGUCAAAUGAAAUACUACUCUUACAGAAUUUCAACGGAUCAAUUUAAUCCUUUCCUUAGUGCUGGCAGGUUGACGCAGCAGUACUUUAUUGAUGCUUAUGUCAAGACUGAGGCCAACAGACUCAACUAUAUCCAUCAAAAUCAAUCAAACCUUUGCAUUGAAAAAUAUACAGGAUUAAUGGAUUACAUUCAAAGUGAAGCUGCUGCACAGGGCCUGAUGCCUGGAAAAGCAGUUAUUUUGCCAUCAACUUUUCAGGGAAGUCCACGAAAUAUGGCCCAAAACUACCAUGAUGCUAUGGCCAUUGUUAGAAAAUAUGGAAAACCGGAUUACUUCAUCACCAUGACCUGCAACCCUAAAUGGCCUGAGAUAGUUGAUAACCUAUUAGAAGGUCAAGCAGUGGAGUUCAGACCAGAUUUGGUAGCAAGAGUUUUCAAUCUCAAACUAAAUUCUCUUUUGCAUGAUAUCUUAAACAAACAUGUUCUUGGAAGUCCUUGCGCAAAAGUGCAUGUUAUAGAGUUUCAAAAAAGAGGACUACCACAUGCUCAUAUCCUUUUAAUAUUGAAAGCCGAAGACAAGCCAAAUGAUGCUGAAACCAUUGACACUUUUAUAUCAACUGAAAUUCAUGAUGAACAUAUUUUUCCCAGACUACAUGCUAUUGUAAUAAAGCAUAUGAUACACGGUCCAUGUGGAGAACAUAAUUUAAAUUCUCCGUGCAUGGUUGAUGGUAAUUGCAGCAAGAAUUUUCCUAAAAAAUUUCAAGAACAAACUUUAAUUAAUGUUGAUGGACAUCCUCGAUAUCGCAGACGAAAAAAUGAGACCACAGUAAUUGUCAAAGGCAAAAAAAUUGACAACUCUUGGGUAGUUCCAUAUAGCCCAUACUUCUGCUUGAAAUACAACUGCCAUAUAAAUGUAGAGAGUUGUGUUUCUGUUAAAAGUGUUAAAUAUCUCUUCAAAUAUGUAUAUAAAGGUUACGAUUGUGCAAAUAUUUCCAUUAAGGAACAUAAUACACUACAGCAUGAUGAAAUUCAAAAUGAUACAAGAUAUGUCAGUGCUCCUGAAGCUGUUUGGAGGUUGUAUGGUUUUUUGAUGCAAGAUCAAACACAUACAAUAAUAAGACUUCAAUGUCAUCUUCCAGGCGAACAAGAUGUAUAUUUCCAAAAUGGUAACAUACAAUUAGCUGCAGAAAAGGCACAAGACAGGGAUACCACUUUGACAGCAUACUUUAAGUUGAAUGAUGAUGCUGCACGGGAAUUUUUUUACUCUGACAUUCCUCAACAUUAUGUAUUUGAUGUAAAAACCCGAGCAAAAUCCUUUAAGGACUUACGCACUGUUAAUGGACAAGUUUGUCACACAUUCAAAGAAGCUGCCCAAAAGCUUUCACUUUUAGAUGACGACGCUACAUGGGAUCUUACACUUAACGAAUCAGCAUCUCAACAAAUGCCUAAACAAAUGAGGGAACUGUUUGCUUAUUUGUGUAUCUUUGUUGUCCCACCUAAUGUGCCACAACUCUUUGAAAAAUACAAAAAUGAUCUUUAUGAAGAUUAUUCACGUCAUGAAGGCCACAUAGAUGAUUGCAAAAGUUGUAAAAAUGUAGCAUUAACAGAUAUUCUAAAUGUUCUCAUAUUACAUGGUAAACGUUGUGAAGAUUUUGGACUACCCAAUCCAUCAAACUUCAUUCCAGACAUGCAAUUCAACUAUGUUACACAGUUGGAAGCCCAAGUUGGAGCACAACUUCAAGAAGCACUAAACAUCGAGCAAAAGCUGCAUUUGACAAUGUAA